GACCCGCGGUCAGCGGUGUGCGCCCGCCGCCGUGCUCCGGAGCCCGCCGCGACUCUCAGGAGCUGCGGGCAGGAAGAGCCGCAUAGCACACCCGAGGCGGCCGCGCCCACGGGCAGCCCCAGAACCUUCCUUCCCCUGCCUCGCCCGUUCGCCCUCGGCCCCGCCUCUCGACCCUCGGCCCCGCCCCUGGGAGCCGUUGGCGGCGGCGUGCCGGGCCCGGCCCCGCCUCCCUCCCUUCCGCGGCGUCCGGGCCUGGCCAGCGGUGGCAGCGCGGGGCUCUCUCGCCCUUCCUCUCUCGCUCUCCCUCGGGCGGGCGGCGCCUUUCAGCUCUCCCCGCACCUCGCACCCUCUCCCGGCCGUGACGGGCGGCGGCGGGCGGAGCGCUUCCCCGGCAGCCUCACGGCCCCGCUGCCCGUAGGCAGACAGGACUUCGGGCGGCCGGCCGGUCGGGCGCCCCCCCGGCUGUUUCCGGAGGAAGGAGAAGAGCAGCUGCCCCCUCCCCCCUCUCCGCCUUCCUCCCCGUUCUCCUCCUCCUCCUCCUCCUCCUCCUCCUCCUCUCCUCCUCCCUCCGGCCCCCCGAGCGGAGCGCGGAGUCACCGCGGCGCGUAGACGGGCCCGGCACUCGCACACACACAAUGGCGCUGAAACGCAUCAACAAGGAACUUAGUGACUUAGCCCGUGAUCCUCCAGCACAGUGUUCAGCAGGUCCCGUUGGAGAUGACAUGUUUCAUUGGCAAGCCACAAUUAUGGGACCUAACGACAGUCCAUAUCAGGGUGGUGUAUUCUUCUUGACAAUUCACUUUCCCACAGACUACCCAUUCAAACCACCUAAGGUUGCAUUUACAACAAGAAUCUAUCAUCCAAAUAUUAACAGUAAUGGCAGCAUUUGUCUUGAUAUUCUAAGAUCACAGUGGUCUCCUGCUUUAACUAUUUCUAAAGUUCUCUUAUCCAUUUGUUCACUGCUAUGUGAUCCAAAUCCAGAUGACCCACUAGUGCCAGAGAUUGCACGUAUCUAUAAAACAGACAGAGACAAGUACAACAGAAUAUCUCGGGAAUGGACUCAGAAGUAUGCCAUGUGAUGCUACCUUAAAGUCAGAAUAACCUGCAUUAUAGCUGGAAUAAACUUUAAAUUACUGUUCCUUUUUUGAUUUUCUUAUCCGGCUGCUCCCCUAUCAGACCUCAUCUUUUUUAUUUUUUUGUUUACCUCCUUCCAUUCAUGCACAUGCUCAUCUGAGAAGACUUUAGUUCUUCCAGCUUUGGACAAUAACUGCUUUUAGAAUCUGUAAAGUAGUUACACAAGAACAAUUGCCCAAGAUUCAGAUUUUUUUUUUAAUGGAGCAUGUGUAUUAUGUGGCCAAUGUCUUCAUUCUAACUUGGUUAUGAGAUUAAAAACAAACAAACAUUCCUCACUGCUCUAACAGAUCCUGAAGAUACCACCUGAAGGGGGGAGGGGAGAUGGAUGUUCAGUUUUCUCCCAUCAAAGAAGUAACAUUGCUGUAGCAACAUCCAUCUUGUUCCAAACUUUCCAGUGUUAGAGAACUGAGGUUUUAUUAUAUACUUUUGCUCAUAACUGAUGUGUCUGGAGAAUUGGUACUGAAUCUAUAGCAUCAGCAGAACAGAAAAUGUGAUGUAUCUUAUGCAUGUCAAUAAAGGAAUGACCAGUUCUUGUUUUACAGAGAAUGGAAAUUGGAAGUCGAACAUCCCUUGUAUUCCAAAAUAGGGUUUAAGAACAUUUUUGUAAUUCAUUUAAAUUUUGUUAGGAGGCUAGGAGCUAUUAGUUAAUCUGUCUUCCAAAACACUGUUUAAUAUAGCACUGAAUAAAUGAUGCAAGUUGUCAAUGGAUGAGUGAUCAACUAAUAGCUCUACUAGUAAUUGAUUUAUUUUCUUCAAUAAAGUUGCAUAAACCAAUGAGUUAGCUGCCUGGAUUAAUCAAUAUGGGAAACAAAAUCUUUUGUAAAAGCAAAGCUGGUUUUUGUAUAUACUGUUGGCAUUUGCCUCGUUGUUUAACAUCAAAUAAUGAUGUAAAGUUCAAUAGAAUGACUCUUCUGCCGUUUUCAGUUCUAAUGCUCAGUCUGUUGCAGGUUGGCACAUUGCUCGGCCUGGUGGAUGCAGAAUUAAUAAGCUAACAUAGUCGUGUAGCCGUAGUAGGGGGCUGCACUUGGUGCUGGGAGCCCAGCGUUCAAGAAUGGACUUGGGACCCAGCAGAUCUGAAGUGGUGUAUUGUGGAGAUACUUCCUGAUGCACCUGUGUUUGCUGACUGAGAACCUUUUUUUUCACCUUGUACACUUGACAACUGAAAGAUCUUAAUGUGGGGGUAAUGAUGAGGCAAAAAAUUAUAAAAUAAAAGUACUGUUUUGAUGUGGGAAUUGUCAUGAGGCUGUGUUGAAGUGACUUUACUAUGUGGGAUGUUCGUUACCAUUGAAAAGGACUUGUUCAGCCAUGCUGCCAUUUACAUUGAUGACUAUUUUAAUGCAACAGACACUUUCUUCAUGUCAGGUGACUUAACGUGAAUAAAGACUCAUUGCUAUUGGAUUUUUGUUCUACAAGAACCAUUGUCUUGUGCCAUUAGUUUAUCUUUCAGCAACAAGGGCAUUAUUAAACAUCCAACUCUUUCCUCCCCUCUUCCUUCAUAUUUUUCCUUGUUUAAUCUUUUUGGUCUCCAUUCUUAAUAUCCAUAGCUUCAUUUUCUCUAGUCCUGUACUAUCACUUAAUUGUGCAUCUGUGACUUCUCACUGGCACCACUUUUGCACUGCUUAUAGUUAUGUACAUUCUGAUUCUUUGUCCCCACAUGGAUGUGGAAAGCUAGAUGUAAAAUAAAUGUUAAACCUUAAUUUUUAUAAAAAUUUGAA
Molecule: messenger RNA, 2849 nt
Organism: Catharus ustulatus (Swainson's thrush)
Lineage: Eukaryota; Metazoa; Chordata; Aves; Passeriformes; Turdidae
Gene: UBE2D3
Product: ubiquitin conjugating enzyme E2 D3
Exons: 7
Coding region: 636-1079 (147 amino acids)
Biological process (GO): ubiquitin-dependent protein catabolic process; protein K11-linked ubiquitination
Cellular component (GO): nucleus
Molecular function (GO): ubiquitin conjugating enzyme activity
Source: RefSeq, a predicted model, not a curated record